Closterium sp. NIES-67 is the source of this 1915-nucleotide messenger RNA. The record is from the annotation of a GenBank genome assembly. Lineage: Eukaryota; Viridiplantae; Streptophyta; Zygnematophyceae; Desmidiales; Closteriaceae.
GAUUCCUGGAAAACUUCCACCGUCUAAUCAACAACCAUUUUCCAGAGCCAAGACCCGCUGUCUGCGUUCUCCUCCACCCCACCACGCGUUCUUUACACUCGGAUCAAUCUUUUGCUUUCCUUUGAAUCCUCGCUCCGCGGCGACUCGUGCCUCGAGCAUUUCCGGCAGAGCUCGUUUGUUGACGGCGCAUCGACGCGCUGACCCCUUGUCGCCAGCAGCCCGCUUGAUCGAAUCACUCCCCGCACCGCGCUCCAGCGUCGCUCCCUGGUUAACCGCUCGGCCGGCUCAUUCCAUCGCUGCAGUCUCCAUCGCUUAACCCGUUUCUUGAGCUAGGAACAUUUCAGAAGCACACAGGUGCGGCCGUCCUUAACACGUCUUUAAGAGCGCCUGAACGCCAUGGAUAAGUACACCCGCGUGGAGAAGCCGCGAACAGAGGCGCCGAUCAGCGAGAAUGAGAUUCGAAUCACGGUCGCGGGGAAGGUUCGCAACUACGUCACCUACGCCGCCACUCUCCUGCAGGAGCGCGGGCAGAAGGAGGUGGUGGUGAAGGCGAUGGGGCGCGCAAUCAGCAAGGCCGUGCUCGUGGCGGAGUCCGCGCGGCGCCGUAUCCCCGGGCUGCAUCAGUGCACGGCCAUAGGCUCCACUGACAUCACGGACCUCUGGGAGCCUCUGGAGGAAGGCCUCUUGCCGCUGGAGACCACACGCCACGUGUCCAUGAUCAGCAUCACCCUUUCCUCCGAGCCCCUUGACCCCAAUGCGACAGGCUACCAGCCGCCGCUGACACCAGAGGAGAUGAUUGAACUCCCGGAGACUUUUGCUGAGGGAGGCGAGAGAGUGGGGCGAAGGGGUCGGGGCCGCGGCCGUGGUGGCAGAGGAAGGGGUCGUGGGAGAGGGGUUGCGAUGGGAACAGUGGGGGCGGCGCCUGGAGCAGCAGCAACAGCAGAAGGAGCUGUGCCUUCACAACAGACAGACGCCCAGUAUACCCCCCAUGGCUUAGAGGCGCCUGAUGCUGCUGCAGCAGGGGCGGAAGAUGCUUCUGCUCAGUCUGGCAGGGGCAGGGGCAGGGGGAGGGGCAGAGGGCGCGGCCGGGGCAGGGGGUAUGGGUACAGGGGCCGUGGGGGGAGAGAUGGAGCAGGGAUGCAUACAGGAGAUGCUGCUGCUGCUGCUGCUGCUGGUGCAGGUGGCAUGGGUGUCCCUGGUGCUGGUGGUGGUGAGGGGGGUGGUGAGGGGAGUUCAGUGCAGCAUGAGGGGCAAGGAGGUAUUGUGGCUGGAGCACCCCCUUCUGGGAAUGAUCAGGACCAUCAGCAGCUGCAGGGGCAGGAGCAGGGUGGUAGGUUUGGUCGUGGGAGGGGGAGGAGCAGGGGGCGUGGCCGUGGCCACGGUCGUGGUUACUAUGCCGCCACUGGCACUGCUGCUGCUGCUGGUGAUGCGGCUGGCAGUGCUGCUGCUGUUGGUGGUGGUGGUGGUGGUGGUGGUGCUGCUGCUGCUGCUGCUGCUGCUGCUGCUCCUGAUGCUGCUGCAGGGAGCACUGCCCCUGUUGUGCCAAGCGCACCUGAUGCUGCCGCUGCGCCGGCUGCUUCUGGUGCAGUCUAGUUAAUCCAAACCCGUUCUUAGCUUGCUGACUGCCCCUGCAUGUGGGCAGUGUCAAGCACUUCUGGAGCUUGGUGGAAAGCACUAGGUCGAGUUGGUGUCAAGUCAAGCACUUCUCUUGGUUGCCACUGCAUGAUCACCACUUCUCUGGUUGAUCUAGGAUGGACAAAGGAACAAGCUAAGAGAAAAUAUAGAAUGUCAAGAUGAUUGCACAGGUGAGAUGAAAAUAUGGUACCACGAAUGGUGAAGUUCAGGUGACAACUGGAGCAGGCAGUGGUUGCAUUACCCAGUAGCAGGGUGCUUCUCCUCGCCUUUCUAACAACGC